AUGGGUGCAUGCGGGUGCGGGGAACGGCAGGUGGUGGUGUGUGCGAACCACGUGGGGGGGCAGGACGAGGUGGACGUGGUGGUGGCGCACGAGCUCGUGCACGCCCUCGACCACUGCCGCGCUGCCAACCUGCACUGGCCUGAUCUCCAACACCACGCCUGCAGCGAGAUCCGAGCGGCCAACCUGAGUGGGGCGUGCCACAUGCACCGCGAGUUCAACACGAGGGGGUCUGACUUUGUCUUCCGCAACGGCCACCCGCAGUGUGUGCGGCGCAAGGCGCAGCUGUCCGUCGCCAUGAACCCCUUCUGCUCCGAUGCUGGGCCCCCCUCUGCCGCUACCACUGCCGCCACCAUUGCCAACGGCAGCAGCGCCAAUGGAAGCGGCAGUGGCAGCGAGGCGUCUAGCAGCAGCAGUGCGGCGUGCAUGGCUCGGGCGCGGGCGGCAGUGGAUGCGGUGUGGGACGUGUGCUACCAGGACACCACUCCCUUCGACCGCAUCCCAUGA
Messenger RNA from Closterium sp. Naga37s-1, 504 nucleotides. The record is from the annotation of a GenBank genome assembly. Lineage: Eukaryota; Viridiplantae; Streptophyta; Zygnematophyceae; Desmidiales; Closteriaceae.